AAGAGAAAAUGGUUGAAGAACCCAUGGUGGCUGAAGAAGAAGCAAACCCAAAGAAUAUGCGGGCUGGUAUUGAAGAGCCCAUCGUUAACAAGGACCUUCCGGAAAUCAAUGAUGCCUCGGAAAGCAAGGAAGCGGCGGAGGAGGUACCAAGGGCUUCACCGCCCGUUAUGAGGCCUCCCCCUCCUUUUCCUCAACGAUUGGCAAAGAAAGCGGAAGAUGGAAAGUUCCUCAAGUUCAUCGAACGAUUAAAGGAUCUCUCAAUAAAUAUUCCAUUGGUUGAGGCACUUGAACAAAUGCCCGGUUAUGCGAAGUUCAUGAAAGAUCUAGUGACCAAAAGAAGGAGUCCUGGCAUUGAAACAUUGGGGGGCACUCAUCAUUGUAGUGCAAUCGUCACCAAAGCUUUGGUGCACAAAAAAGAAGACCCCGGAGCAUUCACAAUUCCAUGCACCAUCGGUAAAUACAAGUUUGCUAAAGCUUUAUGUGAUCUUGGAGCAAGCAUCAAUUUGAUGCCGCUUUCUAUCUUCAACAAGUUGGGAUUGGGAACCCCCCGUCCUACCACGAUGAGAUUACUUAUGGCGGAUAGAACUGUAAAGAGGCCCAUUGGUAUUCUUUAUGAUGUGCUUGUAAGAGUGGAUAAAUUUAUUUUUCCGGCCGAUUUCGUGAUCUUGGAUUGUGAAGUUGACUUUGAAGUUCCCAUAAUCUUGGGAAGACCAUUCUUAGCCACAGGGCGUGCCCUUGUGGAUGUGGAAAGAGGUGAUCUGAAAUUUAGAAUGAAUGAUGAAGAGAUCACUUUCCAUAUUUGCAAGUCAAUGAAACAACCGGCGGAUAUGAGUCUUGUGUCGGUUAUUGACACAAUUGAUGAAGCAAUGGAGACAACCAUAGAACAUGAGCAUAUAGGUGAUAUGUUGGCUGCGGUGAUAAUGAAUUAUGAAUGGGACAACGAAAAAGAAUUUGAGGAGAUGGUCAAUGCAUUGAUUGGAAUGGGGUCUUACCACCUCAAUCCAAAGAGACUCGAUCUUGACCUGGAAAACCGAGCAACUCCUCCUGCAAAACCUUCAAUUAUUGAGCCUCCUACUUUGGAACUCAAACCUCUUCCUUCACAUUUGAGGUAUGAGUUUCUUGGACUCAACAACACACUGCCUGUGAUUAUAUCUGCCCGGUUGACGGAUGAGCAAAGAGGGAGGUUGAUGGUGAUCUUGAGAAGAUACAAAAAAGCUAUCGGGUGGAGUAUUGCGGAUAUUCAAGGGAUUCCACCUGGUAUUUGUACACAUAAAAUUCAGCUUGAUGAAGACUGUGAGCCAAGCGUUGAACAUCAAAGGAGGUUAAAUCCUCCCAUGCAAGAGGUUGUCAAGGUUGAGAUAAUCAAGUGGCUGGAUGCUGGGGUUGUGUACCCCAUUUCAGAUAGCUCUUGGGUGAGUCCGGUUCAAUGCGUACCAAAAAAAGGUGGGAUCACUGUGGUUGCAAAUGAUAAAAAUGAGUUGAUUCCCACUCGCAAGGUUACCGGGUGGCGUGUUUGCAUGGAUUAUCGGAAGCUGAAUAAGUGGACCAAAAAGGACCACUUCCCAAUGCCAUUCAUGGACCAAAUGCUUGAUAGGCUUGCGGGUAGAGAUUAUUAUUGCUUCCUUGAUGGGUAUUCCGGGUACAACCAAAUCACCAUUGCCCCCGAGGACCAAGAGAAAACUACCUUCACUUGUCCUUAUGGGACUUUUGCUUUCAAGAGAAUGCCUUUUGGGUUAUGCAAUGCACCCGCAACAUUUCAACGUUGCAUGAUGUCUAUUUUCUCCGAUAUGGUUGAGGAGUCCAUUGAAAUAUUCAUGGAUGACUUUUCCGUAGUUGGGGAUUCCUUUGAUGAAAUGGUUAGAGAAGGCAUCGUCUUGGGGCACAAGAUUUCGGAAAAGGGGCUUGAAGUCGACCAAGUUAAAAUUGAGGUUAUUGUUAAGCUUCCCCCUCCAAUUUCCGUUAAAGGUGUUCGUAGCUUCCUUGGGCAUGCUGGGUUUUAUAGAAGAUUUGUCAAGGAUUUCUCAAAAAUAGCCAACCCGUUAUGCAAGUUGUUGGAGAAGGAGUCGAAAUUUGUAUUUGAUGAUGCUUGCUUGAAGGCAUUUGAGGCUCUGAAAGAGAGACUCACAUCGGCUCCUAUCAUCAUUGCCCCGGACUGGUCUCAACCCUUUGAGCUUAUGUGUGAUGCAAGUGGCUUUGCCAUGGGGGCUGUUCUUGGCCAGAAGCGUGAUAAGAUCUUUCACCCAAUUUACUAUGCAAGCAAGACUCUGAACAGUGCCCAAAUGAACUACACUGUCACAGAACAAGAGUUGCUGGCUAUUGUAUUUGCUUUCGAGAAGUUCCGGGCUUAUCUUUUGGGCACUCAUGUGAUUGUUCACACCGAUCAUGCAGCCCUACGUUACCUCAUGACAAAGAAGGAUGCAAAACCGAGGCUGAUACGUUGGGUCCUUCUUUUGCAAGAGUUUGACUUUGAAGUCAAAGAUAGAAAAGGGUGUGAAAAUCAAGUGGCGGACCACUUGUCUCGUCUUGAAGAGGGUGGGCGUCCAUUGGAUGGCCUAGAAAUCAAUGAGUCAUUCCCGGAUGAGCAGGUAAUGGCGGGGUCGCAUGACAUGAUCCCUUGGUAUGCCGAUUUUGCUAACUUCCAUGCAAGUGACAUCAUGCCAAUGGAUUUGAACUUCCACCAAAAGAAGAAGUUUUUGAUUGAAUUGUUCGACGUAUGGGGCAUUGAUUUUAUGGGUCCAUUUGUAAGCUCCUACAACAACAAGUACAUUCUGGUGGCAGUAGACUACGUAUCCAAAUGGGUGGAAGCCGUCGCGCUCCCCAACAAUGAAGGAAGAAGUGUCACUGCAUUUUUAAAAAGGGUUAUCUUCUCAAGGUUCGGAACUCCAAGGGCAAUCAUUAGUGACGGGGGCUCUCAUUUCUGCAAUCGAUUAUUCAAGACUCUUCUUGAGAAGUAUGGGGUCAAGCAUAAAGUGGCCACCCCCUAUCAUCCCCAAACAAUUGGCCAAGUUGAGGUCUCAAAUAGAGAAAUUAAGAGCAUCCUUUCCAAAACAGUGAAUGCUAACCGGACUGAUUGGUCAAGGAAAUUGGAUGAUGCCCUAUGGGCAUACCGAACAGCCUACAAGACACCAAUUGGCAUGUCCCCAUAUCAACUGGUAUUUGGAAAAGCCUGUCAUCUUCCGGUGGAACUCGAACAUAAGGCAUUGUGGGCCUUGAAAAAGUUGAAUCUAGAAUGGGGUGAUGCCUCAAACUUGAGGUUGGAGCAGUUGAACGAACUCGAUGAAUUUCGACUAAAGGCAUAUGCGAGUUCUUCACUCUACAAGGCCCGCAUGAAACACUUCCAUGACAAGAAGAUCUUGCAAAGAGAGUUCAGCAUCGGAGAUCGGGUAUUGUUGUUUAACUCCAGGCUCCGGUUGUUUCCCGGGAAGUUGAAAUCCAAAUGGUCUGGCCCGUUUGAAAUCACGCAAGUGUUCCCAUCUGGAGCAAUCGAACUUGUUUGCCCAAGUGGUAAUAAAAUCAAAGUGAAUGGGCAAAGGGUGAAACAUUACUGGGGAUCUCAGAAUGAAGCAAAGAUUAUCGAGGUCUUCAUCCUCAACGAGCCAUAAAAGGGCUAAACAGGUAUCCACGUCGUGCUGCGACGUAAAAUCAAGCGCUUCUUGGGAGGCAACCCAAGUUUCAUUUUCAUGUGUUUAUUGUUCUUUUACGAUGUUUUGAUGUGUGUCCAAGUGUGUAGGAAUAAAGUGUGCACAAAGCAGAAGAAUUGGAAAAAUGCCCCUGUACACCACAUGCGACACCACAUGCGAAUCGCAUGUGGUGCCUG
This is a messenger RNA of Lycium barbarum (goji berry), 3817 nucleotides long. RefSeq lists its product as uncharacterized. The coding region runs from base 9 to 3602 and encodes 1197 amino acids. The record is from RefSeq and is a predicted model, not a curated record. Gene Ontology annotation, molecular function: nucleic acid binding. The transcript has 3 exons. Gene Ontology annotation, biological process: DNA integration. Lineage: Eukaryota; Viridiplantae; Streptophyta; Magnoliopsida; Solanales; Solanaceae.